Molecule: messenger RNA, 5801 nt
Organism: Zootermopsis nevadensis
Lineage: Eukaryota; Metazoa; Arthropoda; Insecta; Blattodea; Termopsidae
Product: gamma-tubulin complex component 3
Biological process (GO): meiotic cell cycle; microtubule nucleation; cytoplasmic microtubule organization
Cellular component (GO): microtubule organizing center; gamma-tubulin complex; spindle pole
Molecular function (GO): gamma-tubulin binding; microtubule minus-end binding
Source: RefSeq, a predicted model, not a curated record
AGUGAAUACGGCGGUGCUCUCUGUAAAUAAAUUCAUUUUAAAAAGUGCAGAUGUCAGUAGAGAUGAGGCGGGACUGGUAUUACAAGUAGUGGAUGGGUUGGGAUGGCAUGUUAGGUGAACGCACACCCGCAUUUGAUUUUAUACCGAGAAAUAAUUGGAUAUGUCAAAAACAAAUACAGCAUCUGGAGGCACUGGUUCAACAAAAUUGAUACAAAAAUUGUGUUACCAUCUUUCAGGAAAGAGAAGAGAUGAUGCAGCACGUUUAUUCAAAUUCACUAUACAGAGAUUAUAUGAAACUCCUCAUGGUGACAGAGAGCUUCAAGAUGAGUACAGUAUUACAGAUAUUAUAAAAAAGAGAUUGGCUGAGACAAGAACUGAAAAGGAGGUGUGUAUUUUCAAUGAACUUCAUCGGAAAUUGCAAACAGAUCACUCGAUAAAAAAUCACCAAUCUAUACUGUUAUUUCUGAUGCAUGUUAGUGACAUACGACAGGUGAAUUACGAUGGUUCAUCAUCGCCAUUAUUCAAAGGAUUGAUUGCAUCAGAAUCUGCAGAACCAAUUCAUCCAUCUUCCUUUGGACUUCCAAGACUGUCAUCAUCCUCAAUUCCUUCAACACAGGCAGCUCCUGGGAUACCCAGUGAUGUCAUAACAGUUAGACACACAGAUCAAAAUUGGCGUCAAGACAAUCGCAGAAUGGAAAAUGUUAGCCAGAGCAGCCAAUCAUCAUUGCGCCAAAGUUCUGAGAGCCACGUUCCCUCUGUUGCUAAUCUUAAUAAACCAGUUUUUCUUGAGGUGCCAGAAUCUCAGCUGCUGCAGGACUUGAUAUAUUCGUUUCAAGGCAUCGAUGGAAAGGUUCUCAAGUUAAGUCCAGUGGGUCAGGGCUACAAGCUUGAUCCAAAGGUGCGAGUGAAGCGGUCUGUUCGUAGAUAUGUUCUGCGACUUGCCGAGCUAGGUUGGUUGCACAACCAAGUUAGGCAGCACUGUGAAAAUGCUGCUUGUUCCAAAACUCAGGGUCUCAUUGGUCAAAGCCUUAGUGCAGCCUUUAGAGAAGAAUUGACUGAAUAUUAUCGCUUUGUUGCCAUUCUGCAGUCACAGAUAAAGUUACAAAUGGACACAUCUGUGGACUCCCCUUUGAGUGAAGAACAGCCACUAUAUCACAGAGAAAGCCUCACACUUUUCAGGCUGACUGUGUGGGCAUUUGAACCACAAAGGCGUAUGAAGUGUUUGGUCGCGGUUGCAGAUGCAUGUAAGGAUAAGAAAGGUGGGGAAAUGGCAUCAUGUGUUCAUGGUUUCUUGCAACACGGAGAUCCAGUCAUCAGAGAGACAGCAAAGAAUCUGCUGGGAGCAGUGUGUAAACCAUUGUAUGUUAUGUUGAGUCGCUGGAUUCUUGAUGGUGAGCUAGAGGAUCCAUACAGUGAAUUCUUUAUUGCUGCUGACCUAGAGGUGAAAGGUGACCUUCUGUGGCAUGAAAAGUACCGUGUUCUAGAGUCGAUGGUACCUAGCUUCAUUCCACUGGCACAAGCAAAGAAAAUUCUUGCUACAGGAAAAAGCAUCAACUUUCUGAGAGAGAUAUGUCAAGAUCAUACUCCUGUCAAAGGCAGGGAGGAGCUGAAACAUGCACUUGCAUGUGCUAAUGUGGAAUCUUUGUUCAUGGCUGACCGUGAUAGUGAUCUCCAAUCCAUGAUAGACACAGCAUACCUGGAGACUUCACGUCGUGUAUUAGAUGUGUUAAUAGGACAGUACAAAUUUCUGGACCAUCUACAAGCUCUGAGACGCUAUCUUCUUCUUGGGCAAGGGGACUUCAUUCGUCAUUUGAUGGAGCUGUUGGAACCAGAACUGAUCAAACCAGCCAUACAGCUAUAUCCACAUAAUCUUUCUGGUAUAUUGGAAUCAGCAAUAAGGGCAACCAAUGCUCAGUUUGAAGAUGCAGAUAUCUUGAACCGACUUGACGUUCGAUUUCUGGAACAGUCCCCUGGUGAUACUGGUUGGGAUGUAUUCAGUUUGGAUUAUCACGUAGAUGGGCCCAUUGGAACAAUCUUUACCCAGAACUCCACUGCGUAUCUGAUGCUGUUCAGUGCAUUGUGGCGAGCUAAACGUAUGGAGUGGAUUCUGUCAGGAAUGUGGAAGCGGCAGAUCACAUCAGCCAAAUUACUGCGAAAGCUUCCAGAAUUGGGUCCCAUACUUCAGCGGGCACAUUUGUUGACAUCAGAGAUGGUUCACUUUAUCCAUCAAAUGCAGUAUUACAUACUGUUUGAAGUGCUAGAAUGCUCAUGGGAUGUCCUUAUCAAACAAGUUCAUAGGGCAGAAUCGCUUGAUGACAUCAUUUCUGCUCAUGAGUACUUUCUGAUUACUGUCAAAGCAGGGGCCUUGUUAGAUGAUAACUCACAGAAAUUGUCAACUCAGUUACGUACUGUGUAUGAACUUAUUCUACAACUUCAAUCCCUUGAAGAGGAAUUGCAUGCAAGGUCUCUGUCAGAACUCCAAGCACUUGCAAAGCAUGAAGAGCUGGUGGAGGAAAGAGGAAAACUCGGACAGUUUGGGACAUCAACCCAUGAAGAAGAAUUGUAUCAUAAACAAAGUCAGGACUUCAAACAAAGAUACAUUACUAGUGUUCAGACACAAUUAAGAAUACUGAGCAAAAGCUACCAGGAUGUUGUGAAAAAAUUCCUUCUUAUGUUGGCUAGCCAGUCAGAUGUGAGUUUACAACUCCUCAGUUUCCGACUCGAUUUCAAUGAACAUUACAAACGACUGGACUCUCGGCUGAGAGCUCCACUCACUUACCAGCAUCGGCGUUUGAGCGAGAUGGGAUCUGGUAAGAAUAUUCCAGGAGCAUCACAGCAGAAGGUUAGAAUCAAGUGACAUUCAGCCUGUGGAGCACCUUCACAGCCCGGUAACACUGUAGCUUCAGCUGCACUGGAGAUAGAUCCCAGUAGAGUAGAAAACAUUGUUAUAACACAAUGUUCUACUGAACACGGUGAUAACAUUGCAGAUGAUUCUACAAUAGAAACUGUUUUAUGCAAAGAUGUUUCUGGUGUUAUGGAUAAUGACAAUUUUAUGACAGUUGAAGACUUGAGGAAGGCAGAAAUGGUAGGAAAUGAUCAGUAUAUCGAUACAGAGCAGGUGAGUGUAGAAGGGAAUCAUGUUUAUAGCACAGGUCAAAUAUCUGUACAUUCUGAAGAUGUAAUGUUUGAAUUGAGAAAGUCAUCUCACUUGCGUGGGAAUAAUAAUUACAAAGGAGAUGAGUUUGGAAACAAUAAUGACCAUGAAAUGGAUGUUGCCGAUAAUAGAUCAAAUUUACAAAUAUACAAUACGGUCCGUUCGGUGUUAAACCAUUCUGAUGAUAAAUUAACAGUCUUUGGACAUUGUGUUAAAUUUAAAUUGAAUGAAACUGGAGAUGGAAUUCCAAAAAAUAAUAAUGACAUGGAGUUGGAAUUGAAAUAUGCUGAAAAGUUCAGCAGCGUUUCCAGUAUUUCAUCUGUAGUCCUAGGGAAUGAUAGAGAUAAUGUGGUAUUUGAAUAUUCAGGUAAAGUUGAGGAAGAAAGUUGCAAGAGAGGGUUUAGUAUUUAUCCAGGUAGUGGGGAAUUUGACAACACAGAGACUGAAGGAACAGGUAGCUGCAAUAGUGUAGAUGAAAUUGGCAUAGAUUCUGCUGACUUUAUAAAUGGCAGUGAAAUACAUGUACACAGUAAUGAUGUGUGUGAAGUAAGUUCAUGUUCUGACUUGAAUAUUGAUCUUGCAGAAACAGGCACAGGCAUGGGAACAAAAAUUUCAUGCGAACAAAAUGAAAAUUCUUCUAGUCAUUUUACAGGUAAUUUAUAUUUUCAGAAUAUUACACCUGAAACUGAAGAUGAUAUUCAUAAUGGGAGAGGAACCCCCAUUAGUUAUGUGACAACAGCUGAUAAUAGUUCUGUUGAUUUGGAUGGAAGUGUUGAGCAAUUUCCCAUAACUGGGAAUUACCAGAUCAUAAACUGUAACACUGAAAUUUAUUCCAGUGAAAAUGAUAAUGUCCGAGGGCUUGAGACGCUACAGUCAAAUCAGGAAAUUGCUAAAUUCUGUGUGAAAACAGAGUUUAAGAAAAGUACAAUGGAUGUUAACAGUCCGAUAGUUGAUUCUCUGGAACAUUUUUGUUAUGGUAGUACAUGUGAAAACAAAAAUGCAUCCCCAAUUAAUGAUAUAUCCCAAUGUAACAGUAAGAGUAAUACUAAGCUGACAAAACCUAUUACGAAUAACAAAAAGGAACCACAUAUUACUUGAUGUUGCGUAGGGUGAGUUGUGAAUUGAUAGUCAUGAGUUAUUCUUUGAUGCAGAAAGUUAUAAUUUAUGGAGCUGCUAAAACAUUAGAAGUAUCAAUCUUUUAUCUGAAACUUGAUAUGUAGUUAGUUACAAUAUUGAUGUGUGUUACUCUCAGUGUGGCAACUUUCUCCCAUUUCAGAAUAACCAGACUAUUAUCAACUCACCCUCAGGCCAGCAGGUUGGUGGCCAUGGAUAUUUAUCUCUUAUUUUAUCUUUAUAUGCAGCGUGUCAGGUUGAAAAGUUGAAUGGUGCACAUUCAGGAAUUUAACUUUUACACCAGUAAAAAUAUUAUCCAUGUUGCAUUUUGACCCAGUUAAGUAACACUGUACUGAGUAGACAGUGUUCACUAUUAGAUACAUUUCAGUCUUGCAGUACAGCAUUGUGUGGAGGUAAGGAAAAUGAUACUCAUCAUAACACCUUAUGUGGUUUCUGCAGAGAUGGAAAAUUCCUGCUCGGUAGUAUAUUGAAAAAGAAGAAACUAACUCUUUGAUGGAGGUGGUAAUUUCUCACCUAAUAAAGAAACACUGUAUUUUAUGGAAAUCAAAUGUUCAGUACGAUGUUCCCAUGAUCCCAGUCUUGGGCCCUAUCCUGAGCUACUUGGAUCCAGUUUACACUCCUACAUCCUGCUUCUUUAAAUUUUGUUUUUAUAAUAUCCUAUCAUCACUUUCCUAAAUCCCACCUCAUAUACUAUCAGGCAUCAUCAUUUGGCCUGAUUUCAUGAUACAGUUACAUGGAGAUGUCAUUUUAGUUUUAACCUCCAUAAUUGUUACUGUCAGAGUUUGGAGUUAUUUAAACAUCAGUCUCAUGUUUUAUUGUCAGUGUAUAGUUAGUGCAUGUAGUGUAUCAUGUAAACAUGAUGGAGUGCAUGUUGUAAAUUGUAGUUUCCAGUGGCUGAAUUUUGUGUUAAAAUGCAUUUCAGUUUCCAUUUUAUGGUUUUUAUUUUGUACUAUUAAUAAUGUCACAGAUUUCUUUCAGACAUAAAAAUAAUUGUUGUAUUGUAAGAUUUCAAAAGUAUUCUUGGAAAUAUCAUCACGUGUUUUAUUUUCUGUGUGUGUCAGUGUUGGUAAAUUCUUUCUUGUUUGUUUUAUGUAACAUUUGUCUGAUAUAUUUAGUUUUAAUACUUCUUAAUAACUGAAAUGAUUAGUUGUUCAGCUAGUCAAGAAAUUCCUCACCUUUACAGGUUCAGACAAGUUUCCAUUAUUAAAAGGAAACAAAUUUCUUUUGAUCUUUUUAAAUUUUCAGUUGAUUUGCUGCUUUAGUUUGUGUUUCUUAUGUUUUAAUUUUUGGAAAUCAUGUCUGUUUUAUUUUUCAGUAAUUCAUCCCUGCUAUGCAUGGUUCUGAAGGAUUCCUGGCAGCUUUCAUUAAAUCACACCUCCAAAGCAGAAAUUAUAUGUGUGUUAAUUCCUGGUUCAUUUGUUAUUGUUAAAAAUUUAAGGGCUGAAGUGAGAUCAGAUUGUAUGCAGUUUUAUUAAUAAGAUUAGUUUUGAUGAUUAUGUUCUGCAUUAUGUAG